Molecule: messenger RNA, 3317 nt
Organism: Siniperca chuatsi (mandarin fish)
Lineage: Eukaryota; Metazoa; Chordata; Actinopteri; Centrarchiformes; Sinipercidae
Exons: 19
Coding region: 188-2617 (809 amino acids)
Source: RefSeq, a predicted model, not a curated record
AUUUCAGGGGCGUGAACGAGAAGGACCUGCGUAAAAAGCGACAGAUAGAGACACACAGCAGGCACAUCUGCCCGAGAGCUGAACCUGAGACAGGUUCGACACCGACCUCCAUCUGCAGAGCUUCAUCUCCCUGCUGCUCCACCCGACCUCCAGCCGCUCUCCGACAGGUUACUGCCGGGGCUCCAUCAUGGCGAAGCCGGGUGCUCUGCUUCUCCUUCUGGCAGUUGCUGCCAGCCAGGUUGACCUUCUGUCUGCUGUUUUUAUUGUUAAUUCUGGAGAGAUGGACAUCAGCUCGUGUCCCAUCACCUUUUAUGGACGCAAUUACUCCAUGGUGGAUGUGUCGUUCAAAGAUUCAUCUGCUGUCAUUUGUUUCAAAGAGCCCGCAACUGAAACUCCAACCGACUGUGUUUUGAUAAAAGAUCAGCUGACUGUGGACAGAAUGAAUGUGAACAUAUUUGCUUUGAAAAUAAGUCCUGGAUCACCCCUUCAUCUAGCUGUGCCAAACAUCAAGACCACUUCAGACUGCGUUAUUCACUUUUACUUACAGGAUGGAAAUUUCAGACAAUAUAUCAAUGUUAUUUUCUACAGCUUUGGCGCACAAACAGUUAUGGCAAGCAUGACAUCUGAUGCAUAUACUUCAGCUACUUAUAGCCUGAAUGCAACGGUCGGUAGCUCAUCUAUGGGUUCGUGGUCGUUUCCUAAAUCUUCAGACUGGAAAUACGUGGACGUGAGCGGAUGCAGAAUCUCAGAUGCCCCUUUUGUUGUCAAUUCAAGUUACAAGAAGCUGAACCCAGAAAAAUGCUCCAUGCAAGUCUGUGAUGCGUCUGCAUCCACCACUCCUGUCAGUACAUGUGGAGCCCUGGAGGUCUGCCUGGGCAACAACAAGUGCGUACAACCCAUUCCCGUGUGCACUGUGACCGGCUCCACUGUCAUCGAUUUCUCCGGCAGAGUCUACUCUGUCCCGGACCGGUGUGUAUACGGUCUGAUGAAGCCUCAAAAAAGCUCGAAUUUCACCCUAUUGGCCGGUUUCAUGGAGCGACGGCGUCAAGAUGUGCCGUUUUUGGACCACUUGAUACUGUGGCUGGAAGAUACAGGCGUAAACAUGUACCUGGAACAAGGUGGAAGAGUUCGGGUUAAAGACCAAAUACUAACGCUCAGCACCACGGCUCAGCUGGUCCACGGUGUGGAGCUCUCCAAGGACCAGACUGGAGUUACUGCCAAGAUACUUUCCCUCAAUGCGACUGUCUUUUUUGAUGGCAACACCGCACAUGUGGCAGGACCUGCUGGAGCUGUAAAGGGCUUGUGUGGCAGCCCCACUCAAGCCAGUCAGACCACCACCCUGAGUGCAGAGAAGUCCUCUUCUUACAGUGCACUCGGCUGCGAGCGUCAGCCCAACGACACCGUUGACAGUACGAUCGUCUGCAGCCUCGCAACUGAACACUGUAAUCUCAUGAGGCAGGCGCCCUUCACUGCUUGCCACAGCCUCACUGACCCGGAGCCCUACAUAACCGCCUGCACAAACACUUUGUGCAAAUACCCAGAGGUGGACGAUCUCAAGUGCCAGUUUUUGGAGGCUUACGCCAAGUCCUGCAACCUGAAGGGCAGCAUCGGGCUGGAGGACUGGAGGUCAAAGGCCGGCUGCUCUGCUGUCCCUCAGGCCUUCUGUCAGGACCAGUACUGCAGCCCUCAUGAGUUCUGCGGCGAGAAGCUCGGUGGAACCCGCUGCUACUGUCGGGCCAUUUUUGCCUCCAAGUACAAACCGACAAACACUUUAGGCGAGCCGACAGUCUGCAUGAAGAACUCUGCCACUCUCGCUCUGGCUGGAUGUCUGCUGGAGGACAAUGGCAUCGACUACUCCGCCUUACAGCUCAAUGACCAGAAGUGCAAAGGUUACAUGGACCAGCAGACCCACAUGGUGACCUUCAGCUUCGACGGCAGCAACACCUGCGGGACGGAGGUUACGACGAACGACAGCCAAAUCAUCUACAAGAACGCCAUCAAGAUGAGUACCAGCUCCGGCAUCAUCACCCGCAACGACCAAGUAUACAUCGACUUCUCCUGCUUCUACACCAAGCCAGACGUCAAGAGCGUGGCCUUCAAGAUCAAAGACGGCUCUGUGGUGCAGCAGGUUGUAUCUGGAGUUUGGAAUUACACUCUGAUGAUGAACGCCUACACCAACGCCGGCCGCACGGACCUUGUCCGGCCGGAUACUGAGAUCGGGCUGAACCAGAAGAUCUGGGUGGAGCUGAAGACGGAGGGCCUGGACGGCAACAUGGUCGCCUUGGUGACCGACUCCUGCUGGGCAACCAACCAGCGGUCACCUACAGAUACUCUGCGAUACAACCUCGUCAUUAACGGAUGCCCGAACCCCGAAGACCAGACGGUGAAGGUGGAGGGAAACGGACUGGGAACGUCCAACUCCUUCUCUUUCAACAUGUUCCAGUUCUCUGGGAAAAGCGGCGAAAUCUACCUGCACUGCAAACUGGAUCUGUGCGCCACACAGGGCCAUUCCUGUGCUCAGUCCUGCGGUACAGGUGCUGUCAGGAGGCGCAGAUCUUCCAGGUCUAAAUAUGCAGACGAAAGCCCAGCCCUCAUCACUAUGGCCUGGAGUAACUAGCUGAUUCCUGACUGAACCUGCAUCCGAUAAGGAGCCUGAAAUCUCACUGGCUUUGAAAGGAUGUUUGAAGUUAUCGUUGCUGUGAAACCAGAUAUAUUUGCCAUAACACCGAUCUUCAUUUGACCCACCUGAGAUAUUACAUAUUAUUUCUGCAGAAUCUGUGGGGUGCUGAUUCAACCCACUGAUUCAUGCAACUUAUUAAUGAGAUUUUGAAAUGGAAGAUAAUCUGUGAUGAAAUAAUAGAAGUGAAGAAGAAAAAUAAUCAAAGAAGGGUUUCGAGGGUUUUAUUUACUAUCUGCACUACUUCCUGGCACUGUGGGUUCUUUUAAAAUAUAUAUAAUUUCUUCCUUUCCAUAAUGUUAACUGCCUACUUUAAAUGCACACAGCCUAAAUGCUACCUAGUGAAUGCAGAAACAGAAUUUCUGUGUUUUAGUGACAUGAAGUUAAAAGAAGUUUGUGGCUGAAAGAAGCUUUGCAGCAAGAAGGUUUAGAGAUCCAGUGGAAGGAAAAUACUGAUGUGAAUGUGAACACAACAUUAAAAUGAUGAUUAUUAGUAGAUUGAAGUUACUAUAAAUGAAGAUUAUCAGUUAAAACUGGCUGUUAUUACACUGAGAGAUGCUGUUGUACCCUUAUUAUGUUAUUACUGUUAUUAGCAUAGAAAAACAAAAAAAUAAUAAUAAAGGGAGUGGGUUAAAACAAA